Molecule: messenger RNA, 1129 nt
Organism: Ictalurus punctatus (channel catfish)
Lineage: Eukaryota; Metazoa; Chordata; Actinopteri; Siluriformes; Ictaluridae
Product: CD209 antigen-like protein E
Exons: 5
Coding region: 62-949 (295 amino acids)
Source: RefSeq, a predicted model, not a curated record
UAGAGAUCUACGUUUAAAACAGAUUGAAGUCUCAUUGUAGUUCCAGUGUCUUUAUAGGGAGAUGAUGAAAUCAGUUUAUGAAAACUCGAUAUUUGCAGCACACAGCAGUUCAGCUGAUCUAAACGGCAGCACGGACUCGUAUGAAGAUAUCUACGCGAAUGAAGAUGUAAUAGAAAUGCGAGUGACCAGAAGCAAUAAAGAGACUAUGACUUCAGAACCAAACACCUCAGGACAUAGAUGCUACAGACUGGCUGUGGUGUGUCUGCUGAUGCUGAUUGUUCUUCUGCUGGCUGCCAUUGCAAUACUGUGGUUCAAGCUGACUACAGAGAAAGACCAAAUACAGACUAGUUAUAACAACAUGACUACACAGAGAGACCAGUUACAGACCAGUUGCAGCAACCUGACUGCUGAGAGAGACCAGUUAACGACCAGUUACAGAAAGCUGACUGCUGAGAGAGACCAGUUAACGACCAGUUAUAAAAAAUCAGCUGAAGAAAGAGACCAGUUUCUGAGGAAGACAGAAGAACUCCAGAACAGGAUUUCUCAACUGAAGAGAGACAUUAACACACCAGGAUGGAAAUAUUUCAGCUCCAGUAUUUACUACAUCUCUACUGAGAAGAAGAGCUGGAGUGAGAGCAGACACGACUGCCAGGGAAGAGGAGCAGACCUGGUGAUCAUAAACAGCAGAGAGGAACAGGACUUUAUGGAUGUGUGGAGAAGAGGUGAGGCGGGUUGGAUUGGUCUGACUGACAGAGAAAGGGAAGGGGUCUGGAGAUGGGUGGAUGGUACACAACUGACCAGUGGGUUCUGGGGUAAUGGAGAACCCAAUAGCAAAGGUGAUGAGGACUGUGCUUUAUCUGGCUAUUGGUCUAAAUCUGCUCCGAAUUGGGUUGAUAUUUCCUGUAAUGACCGGUAUGUCUGGAUCUGUGAGAAGAACAUUUCGAGCUGAAAUGUGAUAUAUGAAUGAAAUUGAUUUCAGGUCAUAAUUUUUCUUAAAUAAUCUGAUGUUUGUAUUGGUGGAGAGAGAAUAAAACUCUUAGCUCUUUAUGCUAAUACAUUUUCUUUUACAUUUACAUAUUUCUACUUUAAUGGAUAAUGUUAACCUUGUAAAAUCUGACUUUAUUCAUUU